Neoarius graeffei (lesser salmon catfish) is the source of this 1080-nucleotide messenger RNA. It is a transcript of the gene kcnk7, whose product is annotated as potassium channel, subfamily K, member 7. Gene Ontology annotation, biological process: stabilization of membrane potential; potassium ion transmembrane transport. The transcript has 3 exons. The coding region runs from base 1 to 1080 and encodes 359 amino acids. NCBI's taxonomy places the organism in Eukaryota, Metazoa, Chordata, Actinopteri, Siluriformes, Ariidae. Gene Ontology annotation, molecular function: potassium ion leak channel activity. The record is from RefSeq and is a predicted model, not a curated record. Gene Ontology annotation, cellular component: membrane.
AUGGCUCAAAAUGCAGAUCCUGUGCUGACUUUUUGCCGAAAUUACGCUUUCACCUUUUUGCUUCUCUGUUACCUCUUCUACAUGAUUAUUGGUGCAGUUAUUUUCAUGGUGCUUGAGCAACCUGAGCAGAACUCGCUUGUUGCUGAAGUACAUGAACUUCGGGUGAGGUUUUUCGAGAACAACCAGUGUGUGAAAGAAAGUAGUUUGGAUCAUUUACUGAGGAAGGUUCUCUUUGCUGGAAAACGUGGGGUAACUGUAAAGGCUGGUAGUGAAGAGUAUAAUUUCGACUUCACUUCAUCACUGUUUUUCGUCAUAACUUUUCUGACGACUACAGGUUAUGGCACCACUGUUCCACUGUCAGAUGAGGGCCGGGUGUUUUGUAUGCUUUACUGUGUCUUCGGUAUUCCUCUCACAUUCCUGCUGCUCUCCUGCAUCACCCAUACUCUGGUGCCCAGAUUGAGUCAUGUUCCCAUACAUCACCUUCACAUCUACUGGGGUCUGUCUCACAACAAGGCUGCCCUAAUUUACUGUGGAAUAUUAGCAGUGUGCACAGCAACUCUGUUCUUCCUGCUUCCUGCUGUCAGUCUCUGUCUGUUGGAGAAAGACUGGAGCUUUCUAGAGUCAUUCUAUUUUUGCUUCAUUUCACUCAGUACCAUUGGGUUGGGAGAUUAUCUGCCUGGACAGACACACAGUCGGGCUGCGCGGCAAGCACUGGAAUUCGCCACUUCCUGUUACUUGGUACUCGGGCUUGUUGUCUUGCUGGCCGUUAUGGAGAGCUUCUGGCAGCUGCAGCAAGUGCAGGCCUUGGUGCAUCUCUUUGUUGGGUCUACAGCAGCUACACUAAAAGAAGAAGGUCGUGAUGAGCUAGCGCUCAGUGAUUGGCCAGGCAACCAUGAUAUUCCAACAGCGGACAUCCAGUUUAGGCCUCCUAUCUCCAUCAUCUCACAUCACAUGUCUGACUCAUUAACAAACCCUUUUGUGGAGGAUCCAUGUACACCAUUUACACCACAAGUGGCAAGUUAUGAGAAGACCGUGCGGCCAUCAAACACUAAUCCAGACCCAGCUGAUCAAAACAACUGA